AUGUCUAUGCAUAAGCAAGAGUUUCUGCUGUUUAAACAGGCUUCUGAGUUUCUGAAAUCACUUCUGAAGAAGUUGCUGAUCAAUGUCAAUGUGAAACUAUUCCGUUACACUCCACAGAUUCCACGUACGCUCCGAUCCUCGGCCAUUCUCGAUCGCCGAUCCUCGGCUGCGCCCGAUCAAUCAUAUAGACUAUUCCGUUACACUCCACAGAUUCCACGUACGCUCCGAUCCUCGGCCAUUCUCGAUCGCCGAUCCUCGGCCGCCACCCCGAUCAAUCAUAUAGACUAUUCCGUUACACUCCACAGAUUCUACGUACGCUCCGAUCCUCGGCCAUUCUCGAUCGCCGAUCCUCGGCCGCUACGAACGCGCGUAUAUUCUUCCGCCCCGAAGCUCCACCGCAAGAAGUUAAGAUAUCAGUGA
Messenger RNA from Blastomyces dermatitidis ER-3, 420 nucleotides. RefSeq lists its product as uncharacterized. The transcript has 3 exons. NCBI's taxonomy places the organism in Eukaryota, Fungi, Ascomycota, Eurotiomycetes, Onygenales, Ajellomycetaceae. The record is from RefSeq and is a predicted model, not a curated record. The coding region runs from base 1 to 420 and encodes 139 amino acids.